Trichoderma virens Gv29-8 is the source of this 426-nucleotide messenger RNA. RefSeq lists its product as uncharacterized. The coding region runs from base 1 to 426 and encodes 141 amino acids. NCBI's taxonomy places the organism in Eukaryota, Fungi, Ascomycota, Sordariomycetes, Hypocreales, Hypocreaceae. Gene Ontology annotation, molecular function: catalytic activity. The record is from RefSeq and is a predicted model, not a curated record. Gene Ontology annotation, biological process: nucleoside metabolic process. The transcript has a single exon.
AUGGCUUCGGGCUACUUCGCCUUGCCAUGUUACAAAGGAGCUUCAGGUAGUCAUCAGUCAAGCUCGCACUCAUCGGCCGAUUCCAGUAUUCAAACAGUCACUUCUGGGUGUCAAGACUGUAGAGGUCCUGAGAUCAAUAGAAAACCUCGGACCCGAACGCCACAUAUUCAUUACGGUACUAUUGCCACCGGAAGUCAGGUUGUAAAGAACGCUGCCCUCAGAGACAGCAUAGGAGCUGAAACGGGAGCGAUCUGCAUUGAGAUGGAGGCUACUGGUGUGAUGGUGACCAAAGGCUGCUUGGUCAUUCGAGGAAUCUGCGACUAUGCAGACUCGCACAAGAAUGACGAUUGGCAUAAAAAUGCAGCAGCCACCGCUGCCGCUUAUUUGAGAUAUCUCCUUUUUGAGACCCCCCCUCAAGCCCCUUGA